Microplitis mediator is the source of this 2775-nucleotide messenger RNA. RefSeq lists its product as uncharacterized. Bases 364 to 765 code for a protein of 133 amino acids. The transcript is spliced from 4 exons. The record is from RefSeq and is a predicted model, not a curated record. NCBI's taxonomy places the organism in Eukaryota, Metazoa, Arthropoda, Insecta, Hymenoptera, Braconidae.
UACACGUUUAAACCUCAACGCCGAUCAGUCUGCGCGAAAUCUCUACCCGGUGAGGUUGCUCUCCACUCACACAAAUAAUUAUUUUCGUUUAAAACAUUUUCUUUUUUCAAAUUAACACUCAAUAAAAAUAUUUUUACAUCAACAAUAUCGUAAUUAAAUAAUUAAUUACCCAGUGAUUAUUUUAAUUUUGAAUUUUUAAAUUCCAAUGGUGAAAGGUGGACGAUAACUUUUACUUCGCAUUAACCUGUUAAAAACGCAAUAAUAAUAAUAAAAGUAACGAUAAAUUUUAAAGAAAUUCAAAAUUCCCGCGGAACAACUGGAUAAAAAUAUAGACGUUAAAAUAAGUUUAAAUAUAUCCAGACAAUGCAGAACGAGGUGCGACAGAGGCCGAUCGAGCACUCGUGCACAGAAUCACUACCGGAUAUCGCAGUGACAAUGGCCACUGGACAAGAAAUCCAUGACGUCUUUAGCCUGAUAGUAGAUGACGUGGAUUCAUCAUCAAUUUUGAGUGAUAGCCCAGACACAGAGGGUCUGUCAACAGAAAGCAAUAGCUCACGUAAUUCGACGUCACAAACACCACUAGAUAGUCCUGGUGGGCCACGUGAGAGGAUUAAACAGAUUCAGGUCGAGGCUGAAACUCGUCGAGACGAAUUUGCCAGACUACUUGAAGAGCACGCACAAGUUGUACGAAAAUUGAAGAUGAUGGAAGCUGAAGAGCAGCUCUCAUCAUCGUCUAAUAAUGUCGUUGAUCCAACACACGCAUGAUUCAAAACUAUUUUUUUAUUUUAAUAUUUAAUGGGACCACGUCAGCUCCACUAAGUUAUCAUUUUUUUUUUUUAAAUUACAAUUUAUCAUUUUUCUUGCUGAUGAUGUCCUUCAGGUAUUAGAUUUCGUGAUAAAUAUUUUACUUGUAAUAGCAAACGGUACUUAUUCCAACACACAGAAGUGUAUUAAGGUAAACCGUGUGAACGAAAAUACUUUUGUUUUUGUUGGAAUUCCUUUUUAAAAAUUUUUUUUUAUUAAUGUCUACUCUUGUUUCUCGUAUUUGUUCUCGUAUUAUCUCUUGUGUCACCUGACAUACGACAAUAAUGAAGAAUGUGUUGACGUUAUGCACUUGCUUAUGAAAGAAAGAAAUUCUUUUUUUAUUACAAAUAAGAUAUAUAUAGAUAUAUAUACGCGUGUAAAGAAAACUCGUUCGAAAAAAAUUCAGACAGUGGACUUUGAAAAUUUAGAAAAUUCUAAACUUUGAGUUGAACAUUUUUGGAAUUUUAAAAUUAGAAGUGUGAAAAAUUUUCAAAUAGUGUAGAAUUUUCUUGUGGGUUUAUAAUUUUUUAAGCGAAAAUGAUUUGAAUUAAAAAUUUUUUCAGUUCAUAAAACCUUGGCGGGUCUGAAUUACGGUAAAUUACGAUAAUCACCGUAAUUUGCCGCAAAUUACGUUAUAAUACCGUAAAUUUCGAAAAACUCCCACAAUUUACGGCAAACGUGCGGUAAUUUACGGCAAAACUUCAGCAUUUUUACCGUAAAUUUUUGGUAAGCAGGCGGUAAUUUACCGUAACAUUGCGGCAAACAUGCGGUAUUUUACCGUAAAGAGAAGUAUCGCACUGUACCUUAGCAGAUCCAAAUUACGGUAAAUUACAAUAAUUAGUACAAAUUACCGUAAUUUACGGCAUCCAGCAGAAUUACCGCAAUUUGCGGUAAAUUACGGUAUUGUUAUCUAUUUCGCCGUAAAUAGCGGAAAAUUGUCACAUUUUUUACCGUAAAUUGCGGUAAAAUGACACAAUUUGCCGUAGAUUCCGUAAAUUGCGGCAAUUCUGCUGGAUGCCGUAAAUUACGGUAAUUACAGUAAUUUACCGUAAUUUGGAUCUGGUAGGGUAAAAAAACUCUAGAAAUAAAAAACAUACGGAGCUUACCAUAAGAAUGCCAGUAAAUUACCGGAUUUUACUGUGACUCGUUGUAAAAUACCGUAAGUUACCGCAUGUUACUUAAAUUGUCGAAAAUUUCGGUAAAUUUCCCGCAUAGUUGCCGUAUUUUACGGAAAAUUGCUACAAAAAAUCGGUAAAUUACCGUAAUUUAGAUCCGUCAGGAAAAGUUCAGAAUUGGUUCCAUUCACUCAUUUUUUUUACUAUUUUUGAAGGAGUCAAAAAUUGCAAAAAAACUGACCUCAAAAAGUUCUAAUAAAAGUCAAAAAAUUUUCAUAAAUAUUUUCAAAUCAUUUUUAUUUUUUUUGUGCCUCGUACCUGGAUAAUUUUGGUAAGAGUCGUAAAUGUUCCCAAUUCCUAAUUAAUUUCUGUUUUUUGUUGUUCCUCAAACCCCAAAAAUUGUCAAAUUAAAUUAUUUUUGCUCAAAAAAAAAAAAAAAAAAAACGAGCAGAAAAAACCUACAUCAGUUGAAAAUUGUUCACUUUGAAAUUUUUUCAAAGUUCCGAAAAUGUUCAAGUGAAAGUUGGAAAUUUUCUCAAUUUUGGAAAUUCACUGUCAUGAAUGUUUUUGAAACGAAUUUUUUUUACACGUGUAUAUAAAGUUAUGCAUAACAUCGUUGGCCUAAUGAUUUUUUGUACAAAAUAAAAGUAUACAGAGGGUGAUAAAGAUAACAAUCGAGAAAUAAAAAUAGACAUUGUUGAUAUAUUACUGAUAUAAAGUAGAAUUGAAUGCUAUAAUUUCAUAAUAAUCCAGGUAAAAAUUUGACAGUUGAUAGAAUUAUCACGAGUCAUCUGUACUGAGUGAGUUAAUCACGCUAUUCAUUAAAAAAAAAAAGAUAAUUAUCAAUUUAUAUAUC